AUCAACUGGACCAGUCUAUCGCUUCUUUAAAUUAAUACGUUAAAAUUAAGAACCCUAACCGAACUCCUCACCCAUUCUUGCCAUUCCUCGACACAAAAUUCAUCAAAUUAGGGGUUCCCGGAUCGGAAUUUGUUGCAUUUACAGUCAUGAGCACCGGGGAUUUUCUCAAUCUUCACCCUUCAGAACUCAAAUUUCCAUUUGAGUUGAAGAAGCAGAGCUCAUGUUCCUUACAGUUGACCAACAAGACUGAUCAAUAUAUUGCCUUCAAGGUUAAAACAACAAACCCCAAAAAAUAUUGUGUUCGUCCAAACACUGGAAUUGUAUUACCAAGAUCAGUUUGUAAUGUCACAGUUACAAUGCAAGCACAGAAAGAGACACCUUCUGACAUGCAGUGCAAAGACAAGUUUCUCUUGCAAGCUGUUAUUGCACCUAUUGGGGCAACUAAUAAGGACAUAACUGCCAACAUGUUCAAUAAAGAGGAGAACAAGGUUGUUGAGGAGUUUAAAUUGAGGGUUGUAUACAUUCCUGCUAAUCCUCCAUCACCUGUCCCAGAGGAAUCUGAAGAAGGUUCCUCCCCGAGGGGCGAAGAUGGAAGUCAAAAUUCUUCAUGGCCUGAUGUUACAACAAGAUCCGUGGAUCCCAAGGAGAAGCUCUCUGCAGAGUCGGUUUCUAUGGUAUCAAGGUUGACUGAUGAAAAAACAGCUGCUCUUAAACAAAGUCAGAAGCUCCAACAGGAACUGGAGCUGAUGAGAAAACAAACUGUGAAAAAUCAAUCAGGCGGUUAUUCGAUAUUAUUUCUGGUGGUGGUGGGUAUAAUAAGUUUUGUGGUUGGGUACCUUAUCAAGCAGACAUAGAAGAAGAAGCAAUGGGAAAAUUGUGGAUUUGUUUUUAUUUAUUUUAGAUGCAAAUUCUCGUGGUUUUUCUGCAAAGAUUAUCAAACCCUUGUUUAUUUUUAGUCGUGUUGUAAGUGUAAAACUGGUUUGAGUACAUUUUAUUUUUUAAUUUAAGACCAUGAUCAGUUGAAGCUACAA
Messenger RNA from Lactuca sativa (garden lettuce), 1031 nucleotides. Its product is annotated as Plant VAMP (vesicle-associated membrane protein) family protein. The record is from RefSeq and is a predicted model, not a curated record. Gene Ontology annotation, cellular component: endoplasmic reticulum membrane; plasma membrane. NCBI's taxonomy places the organism in Eukaryota, Viridiplantae, Streptophyta, Magnoliopsida, Asterales, Asteraceae. Gene Ontology annotation, biological process: endoplasmic reticulum membrane organization.